AUGCCACGCCGCUCUAAUGCCUACACACAAUACAGACAAUAUGAACAGAAUAAAUCAAAAAUCAGCAUUCAGUCAUAUACUUAUUUCAUCCAAGCAGGUAAAAGCGACAACACAGAACCUGAACAGCAGUCUCUAGGAAAUGCGGUACCUGUUUUCACUCAGCAGUUAGUUGACUUAGAUGUGAGUGAAGGUGAUCAAGUGGAGCUGGUGUGUAGAAUUUGUGGUAACUCCGACAUCAAUUGGUAUCACAAUGGAAAUAUGAUUACAUCCAAAAACACACAAUAUAAAAUAUUACAGCGAGGAGACCAGUGUGUUCUACAUAUAGAUUCUGCUACUGGUGAACACGAUGGCGAGUACAUGUGUGAAGCUAGUAAUGAAAAUGGUGAAACUGUUUGCUAUGCAGAACUAACAGUGGACUUUAAAGAACCACGAGAUAUCAUCUCAGAGCUUGUCAAGCAUAAGCCAUUAGUGAGUGAACAAAGAAAACAACCAGUUUUCUCACAGCUUUUAUCUGACUGUAACGUAAUAACAGGAGGUAGAGCUGUUUUUGAAUGUCAAGUUCGUGGAAAACCAAAGCCAUCAAUUUACUGGUAUCGCAAUGAUCACUUGUUGAAGGAAAGUGAAAAAAUUACUAUUGAUGAGAACGAGAACGGUUUAUGUCGACUUAUAGUUGCUGAUGUCUGUGAGGAAGAUGCUGCAGAGUACACAUGUGAAGCUGUCAAUGAAGACGGUGAUGCCGUCUGUUAUGCACAACUUAAACUACAACCAACAGUGCCAUUGGACAUGGAUGAUUGGAGUCCACUACCCUGUAAAGGCAUCUUCAUUGACAUUCAACUCAACCAAUCAACAGAUGCUAUUUCAGACAUUUGUAUAGAAAAGCCUAGAUAUCAACCAAUCACAGUGUCUACUAAACAUAACCACCUAGACUUUGGCAAACUCAGCCAAUCAUCAGAUUCUGUUACUGACACUUGCAUGGAAACUCCUAGAAAGCAACCAGUGACAAAACACACGCAUCAAAAUCACCUCAAUUUUGGCACACUUAGCCAUUCAACAGACAAUUGCGUAGGUGUACCUAGAAAGCAACCAAUCACUAUGCCUACUAAUCAUAAUCACCUGGAAAUUAGCAAACUUUGUCAAUCAACUGGUUAUAUUACUGACAUUUACAUAGAAAAGCCCAGCAAGCAGCCAAUCACAGUGCCUACUUAUCAUAACCACCUGGACUUUGGCAAACUCAGCCAAUCAACAGAGUCUGUUACGUCCAUUUGCAUAGAAAAGCAUACAAAGCAAUCAUUGACAACGUGUACUGAUCAUAACCAUCUGGACAUUGGUAAACACGGUCAAUCAACAGGUUCUGUUACGGAUAUUUACACAGAAAAGCCUAGAAAACACCUAGAGACAAUGCAUACUAAUCAUAAUCACCUUGACUUUGGUAAACUCAGCCAAUCAACAGAUUUCAUUACUACCAUUUGCAUAGAAAAGCCUAGAAAGCAACCAGUGACUAUGCAUACUCAACAUAACCAUCUGGACAUUGGUAAACUAAGCCAAUCAACAGAUUCUGUUACGGAUAUUUACAGAGAAAAAGCCGGGAAGCUACCAAUAAAAAUGUUUACUAACCAUAACCAUCAUGACAUUGGUAAACCAGAUUCUGCUAAGGACACUUGCAUAGAACAGCCUAGAAAGCACCCAAUCACAGUAGCAACUAUUCCUAACCACCUAGACUGUGGGGAAUUGCUUGUUAAUGGAACACACAUGAUCAGAGAUGGUGAAUCUUUCCAUAACAAUCAUCAAGAAACUAAUCAUUGUAUGCAUAUUUCAGCAGAAGUAGAUGCAAAUACUAAUCAUUUAAAAAGCAUUAAUCAUCAUCACAUCAGCUCACCUAACUAUGCAACUUUAUUUAAGUCUGAUUGUGAAUAUAUGUCACACAAGCCCUGUGACACUAACAUAGAACUUUCUUUUAAGCCUUAUCACAGUGAACUAACAAUAAGUGAAGUAACAGUAGCACAUCCUAGGCAUGUAAAUGUUGAACUUGAACCAAUUUUUAACAGUAAGUUUCAUAUUGAUUUCAAUACAGAAGAAACUGAAAAACUCAGGAAAAAAGAUGUUUUUGAUCAGUUCAAGAAAGCUGGAAAAGACAAAUCACUAUUUACAGAACGUUCUCCGCCUGUGGAGGAAGUCAAAAAGAAAGCACCAAAGAAAAUACAACAUGCGCAGGAAAGGACUAUUGAAUUCCAGGAAGCUAUAAGUGAGAAUUUGGAAAACCAAUUUGAAAAAACAGAACAACUGAAAACAAAAUCUACAAAAUCUAAAGGCAAGGAUUCAUCUUCAACAGAUUUCAAGACCAGAGCUAGUAAGCCUGCUGUUUAUACACCUGAAAUGACAAUUCUACAACCAACAGAAAUUACAACUGAUAUAAAAACAAAAGAGCCAAUUGGGGUAAAAUCCGGUCGACGAUUUGUUGGUGAUGAAUUGACUCUGGUUACACCAAUUGAAACAGUGAAGAUUGCUUCCAUUUCCUACCCAUCUCGACGAGAAGUAUUGCCUUUCCAGUUUGUAGCUGAAGAGAAGUCUGUUGUUAUGCCAACAGAAACUACUGAAGGAUUGUUCACAAGUUUUCACAGGCCUCAGAAAUUGCAGUUAUCAGAAUACCCUGGCCAACAAUUUGUAACAGCCAGAGCUAAGGAAGAAAAACCACAAAUAUUAGAAACAAAACAACAAAAGUUAUUUCAUGCUGAUACUGAACAAACAAAAAUUCAUAUUGAAGAAGUUGAGGAAAGGGAAUCCAGGGUACCUAAAAGCCAAUACAUCACAGCAGUACCAACCAAUGUGCAGGAACUGGGGAUUAUUACACCAUUGGAAAGCACAGAUGAAAUCACAUGCCAGGUGUUGCCUAGCAUGAAACACAGGGCUAGUGUUCAACAUGAAGCAGAAGAGCUUGCUUUUGUUGCUCCUGCAGAAGAAACUGAACAAUUCUUUGAAACUCCUAUAGGUAGUCAACAAACUAGUAUUGAAGCUCAUAAAGCUGAAGAAUUGGAAAUAUUGGAACCAGCUGAGUUGAUUUUGGGUUUGCAGCCUGGGCCAACUGCUAGAAAAGCAUCAGCUCAAUUUACAGCAGAGGAACUUGAAGUAGCUGAAUUAACUGAAGUUUCUGCACAUUUAACAUCUAAACGCCCAGAAGCACAAGAACAUGCCAGGGUAAAAGCAGAGGAGUUUGAUAUUGUAGAAACAACAGAAGUAGCUAAAGAGUUACCAACUAGUUUAUCCUCAAAACAAGAAAAGGCUAAACUGACAAUUGGUUCAGAAUCAGUGGAACGUUUAUCUACAGAUGAAAGUAAGCCAAUGCGACGAAUGUCCAGUGUUGCAGCAGAGGAAAUUGUAGUAACUGCUUCUUCAGAGUUUGCAGAGAACAUUUCAAUAGAACUGCCCUUACAUAAAAUAAAAGAUCAACAUGUUACUGCUGAACCAGUGAUGAUGGCAGCUCCAAUAGAAAUGGUUGGAAGCCAGAGUUCUGCUCACAUGGAAAAAGAAAUUGCCAAAAAACACAAAUCUGUAAUGGCUGAUGAGAGGGCAGUUGUAACUCCUGUUGAAUUUGUUGAGGGAAUGGAAAAACAAAAAUCAACCAGUUUAGAACACUUAAAAAUGCAAGCCGAAGAACUUGUAGUUGUUGCUCCAACUGAGAUUACUGAGGAUAUAAGUUUGACAUCAGAGGCACAAAAGAUCAAACCGAAGGCUGAACCGAGACAAUCUGUCCAACUGGAAGUUGCUGCACUUUCAGAAUUUGUAGAGAGUUUACCAACAGCAGAACUAUCUGAAUCUGCGCAUCCUCAAAAGACUGAUUUUUGUCAAGAACUUGAGUUGACAAUUCCUUCAGAAGAAGCUGAAAGUAUCACUGUUGCUUCUGGCGAAAAACAAAAACGAGGUUCACUGAAAUCGAUUCCUAGUGAACUGGGAUUGAUUGUACCAACUGAAGUAACAGAGAGUGUGUGUUAUGACCAAAAGCCAGAAGCCGCGAAAGUAAGGCAGUCUGCCACAGGAGAUGAAUUGACGAUAGUUACACCUUUUGAGACAGUUGAAGGCAUAUCAGUAUCUCAAGAACUUGGACAAGCUUGUGCUCAUCAAACCUUAACAUCUGAGUAUAAACUGACUGUGCCAAGUGAAGUUGCAGAGCUUCAAGAUGGUGCCUUACCUGGAACAAUGAAAGUGAGACAGGCUGUCACAGGACAAGAACUUGUGGUUGUCAUACCCUCAGAAUCAGCUGCAGAUAUGGGGAUUUCAGUUGAAUCAAAGAAGUUAACUCCAGCAGAAGCCACCCCUGCAGAAAUGAAACUAGUCACCCCAAGUGAAUAUGUGGAAGGCAUACAUGAUGCUAAGCACCAGGCUACUAAAUUACAGAAGACUGAAACAAGUAAAGAACUUGUUGUAGUAACACCUUCUGAAGUUACAAGGGAUAUACAAAUAUCGGGAGCUGAAACUGAGAAGGUUGAAUCAUCUGAGACUACUUCAGAAGAAUUAAGUUUGGUUAUGUCCAGUGAAACUGCGGAAGGGUUACAGACUGAAUUAAAUACAACCAAGGCAGGUGCUCAGCAACAUGGAGAAGAGAUGCUUCUAGUGAUCCCAAUCGAAAUGUCUUCAAUCAAAGCACCACCAUAUGUUGAGCAAAUUGAGGCUGUCCAAAGAGAUGAUGAAGAGGUUUUUGAGAUGGCAGCUCCUCUGCCAAGGGUUAUUGUUUAUGAGGGAAAGAGAACACCAUCUGAAGAAAUUGCUGUUGAGCAAUUAUCUGUGCAAAGUAGUGUAGUUCCUGAAGUACAUGUAGAAGAUGUUUCAAAGUCUCUAGAAUUUGAAGUUGAUUUGGAAGAUCCUGAAGUAGAAAAGGCUGUGGUGAAAAUUCAGUCAGCCUUUAGAGGAUUCAAUGUCAGAGCCAAAAGUAUUCAAGCUCCUAAGUUUACAAGACAACUUUCUGACCAUGAAAUUAUUGAAGGAACCACCAUACAAUUAGAAUGUCAUGUCCAAGGAAUACCAACUCCAGAUAUAGAAUGGAUGAAAAAUGGAGUUGCAAUAACUGAAAGUAAUAAACACUAUGUAUUUGCUGAAGAUAAGGAGAAGUGUGUUUUGGUCAUUCACAAUGUGACAGGAGAGGAUGAUGGUACUUAUAUCUGUAAAGCUACAAAUAAGGCUGGAACUGCUACAACUGCAGCUGAACUUGUUAUAGAAGGAUCAGCAUCUUCUGAAUAUGAAACUGCACCAUCUGCAGAAGAAAGUGUGCCAAGUCAAGAUUCCUCAGUAGAGGAAUAUGUCAGAGCAUUGUCAAUGCCUGUACCAUUGGUACAGAUUGGAGUGGAAGAAGUUACACCUCCAGAACUUACAAUGAAACUACAAAGUCUUGUUGUUGAAAAAAGAAAAACUGCUAAAUUCAUGUGUGGAGUAACAGGGAUACCAAAACCUGUGGUGACAUGGUUUUUUGGUGGUAAGAAACUCAUCAAUGAAGGUCGCUAUAGGAUAUACCGUGAUGUGGACAUAUACACUCUGGAAAUAGCUGAUUGUAAUGACGAUGACAUAGGAGAAUAUAUUAUCACAGCAUCUAAUGCUGAGGGACAAGUUUACUGUGCUGGAGAUCUAAUGGUAGAAAGUUCCAAUACUGAAAAUAGAGCCAGCUACAUCCCGCCAACUUUCGUGUUACCGCUAAACAAUGUAACAGUGAUAGAAAAGAAUGCCGCUCGCUUUGAUUGUCAAGUUGCAGCAAACCCAGAACCAGAAAUUAUUUGGUUUCACAAUGGUAUCGGAAUCCAUGAAGGUGACAAUUAUAUUAUGGAAACAACAGAUGAGGGUGUGUGUUCUUUGAUAGUGGUAUCGGCCAAUAAAACACAUGCUGGAGAGUAUUCCUGUUUUGCUAGUAACACUGCUGGUAGAUCGUCAUGCUCCUGUAUGCUGACUGUGCAAGGAUCAAAGGAAACAUCAACAAAAGAAAGAGAUACAGAAACCAGUGAAACUCCUGGCCGCCUUGUACCUGAGCAGGUACCACCAGAAUUUACCGAAAAACCCAAGAAAGAAAGUCGUGUAAUUGUUGGGAAAACAGCUAGAAUUAGCUGCACUGUCAAAGGUUCUCCUCGACCAUCAGUUGUGUGGUUUAAAAAUGGUAAUCCAUUACGACUUGACAGUCAUUAUCAGUUACAUCUUAUUGGGAGUACAAGGACACUUUUGAUUCCAAAAACUAUUUACAAAGAUGCAGGAGAAUACACGUGUGCUGCUACUAAUGCAAGUGGUGCUGUGUAUUGCUCAACAGUAUUAUACAUUGAAGAUCCUGAGUCUACAAGUAGCACUGAUGAAGGAGACUUCAGCCUAUCAGAAACUGAGCUAGGACCACCAUGUGAGCCAUUGGCAACUAUCGCUGAAUUGAGUGAAGAACAAAGUGGAGAUGAAUUCAUCAGACCUAUUGUACUUCCAGUUGUCAGGUCUUCAAGUGAAGACGCUGUUAAAGAACAACUUCUGGUUAAACUGGAAGAGUUAGUUGCUGAGAGAGGUGUACAGAUAUCGGAAGAAAUUAUUGAACCUGCAAUACCUUCUCCUGCUGCAAUACCAUGCAAAAUUCAAGAACACUCUCUACCAACAGUAAUAUCAACUGUCCCAACUGUGGUACCAAUAUCACCAACUUUGGGACCAGCAUUACCGGAUGAAUCACCCCAGGCACCAGCUAUCCCAACAUUAGCACUACCAGAUCAAGCUCCAAAAUUCAUCAAAACUAUUGAAUCCAUUGAAGUAAGUCAAGGUAACCCUGCAAGAUUUGAGAGUAUGAUUAGUGGUACUCCAGAUACACAGGUACAGUGGUUCAGGAACCAAGAUGAGCUGGAACACAACGGACACUAUGAAAUAGACAAACCUGAAGGACGUUUUGUUCUAAUUGUCAACAAUGUUAAUUCAGAUGAUGAAGGCAGGUAUUUCUGCAAAGCUACUAACUCACAUGGUCAGGCAUCUUGCUCAGCUGUGCUGCGUGUUGAAGGUAUGAGCAGCAGUGCAACUGAUUCCGAACAUUCCACAACAACCAGUGAUGCCAGAACCAGUGAUGAUGAUAAAGACAAAAGAGUAAAAUUAAAGUCAAUACCUAUCAUUCAAGAGGAACAGUUUGGUGUAUACAAAGUAACCAGUGAGUACAUGGAUGAAAGUGGAAGAUUAAAGUUAAAACCUGGUGAUAUGGUAGAAGUCUUGGAUUCAGCUGUACCGGAUAGAUGGUUUGUUAGACAUAAAAAAGAAUUAAAAAUGAUUGGAUAUAUUCCGUCUUCUUUGCUUCAAAAACAACCCAUCAUGGAAAAAAGUGCUACAGAAAUAUUACAAGAAAAACUUGCUGAAGUUGGAGACGAUGUUCCAGCAUCUCCAGAAGCUCUGGAAAAACCCAAAGCACCCUUUAGAAGAGCAAGUUUCAACAGAGAGAGCGGAUCAGACUCGUCCGAAGCAGAAGAUUCAAAGAUAUCACCAGAGUCAUUUGAUAUCUACAUGGCUGUUGCUGACUACACACCUGAUACAGCUGAGACUGAAGACAUCCCACUAGUUGAAGGACAGUAUGUAGAUGUACUUGACUCUAACAGUGCCACUAAAUGGCUAGUCAGAACCAAACCAACCAAAUUGCAUGCACCUAAACAAGGUUGGGUAAGAGCUAGCUACUUGGAAAAGAAAACACAUAAACAGUAUGAAAGAAAAGAAAGACCUAAGUCGAGGGAAAUUCCCGAUUUUGAAGUGGAAUUGGAGUUCAGUCGGAUGGAGAGGGUCGAUAGUAAAGAAUUAGAAGCUAUCAAGAAAAGAGGAUAUGUUUUGGAGGAAUUGUUAGCUACAGAAAGACAGUUUGUAAAAGAUCUACAAUUUGCCGCUGAUAACUACUCCAAAGCGGUAGACAGUCCAUCAUUUCCAUCUUCUUUACAAGGAAAGAAAGAAUCACUAUUUAUGAAUAUCGAAGAAAUACUGGAUUUUCAUAGAGAUUACUUUGUCCAUGAACUUGAGAACUGUAAUAAUGAUGCUGCAAGCGUGGGACGUACAUUUAUUAAAUGGCAACACAAGUUUGAAAUGUAUGUGCAGUAUUGUAAAAACAAACAAAAAUCUGAAGCUCUGCUAUCCUCACAAGUUGCCAAGAACUUCUUUGAGGAUAUAGGCAGAGCUCUCGGUGGUGACAAACAAUUAUCUCUGUCAGAUUACUUAAUCAAACCUGUGCAGAGAAUUACUAAAUAUCAACUACUUUUAAAAGAAAUAGUAAAAUACACGGCAAGAGCCAAACAAGAUUGUGCAGAUCUGGAGCUUGCCUUAAAUGUAAUGAUGCAAGUUCCUAAACGUGCCAAUGAUUUAAUGCAUAUCAGUCUGAUUGAAGGUUAUCAAGGUAAUCUUGAUGACCUUGGCAGACUUCUACGAAUGGACCAAUUUAUUGUAUGGGAUGGUAGACCUAAAGGUAAAGGUAGUAAAGGCAAAGAUAGACAGCUAUUUCUAUUCCAUGAUCUCAUAAUAUUUACAAAAAUCAAAAAGGAAAGUAAAGUGGAAUCACCAGGAUAUAUCUGCAAAAACCAUAUGAUGUUACCUGGUAUUGGUAUGACAGAUGAAAUGAGUGAUGACAGGAGAUUUGAAUUAUGGUACGGUAAACCAACAUCUUCAUCUCUGGUAACACUACAAGCUAAAACAAUUUACGUAAAGCAGGCUUGGGUGAAAGAGAUCCGAGAUAUCCUUAGUAAGACACAACAAGAACUACUUGACAUAAAAGCCAGUGCAGAACGAAAAUAUGGCAAAUCAACUGACAGUGUUAGCUCUGGCUCAGAAGCUAGCUUUACAGGAAAGCCAAGUCCAAUUCCACUCAGGAAAUUUGCUGCAUUACUAGGUAGAAGUGAAAGCACAUCUAGUGUCGCUACAACACUGGCAACAUCGAGUCCACCACCAUCAAGUCCACCAUCAAAUGUACAAAGCCCUGGAUUCCCAGCACCACCUGUAGAGACUAUCACAGUUGGUGACGCGUAUGAAGUAACAUCAGAGGUGAUUGCUGAGGGUGGUGAUGAAGUAGUCUUGUCUAAAGGUGAAGUUGUUAAAGUCAUUGCUAGAGGUGGUAGUAAUAUGUAUAAAAUAAUGACAAGACCCACCGACAAUCUUCCCAAUGGACAGCAAGGCUAUGUGUCUGACAGAUAUCUGUGUGUCAUCAAACCUGAACCUAAACCAGUAAUAGAACAACCGAAAUUGACUGAGAAACCCAAGUCAUGUACAGUGAUGGCAGGCCAAGAAGCUAAAUUCUCAUGCAAGUACAAGGGUUUCCCCAAGCCUGAAAUUGAGUGGUUUAUUCAAGAAAGUGUUCUACUAGAGAAUAGAAUGGAAAUAUCAAGUAUUGACGGAAGCAGCAUACUCACGGUGUAUGACGUCAAAGUAGAGGAUGCUGGGAAAUAUAAAUGCGUAGUUGAAAACUCGGCUGGUUGUGCUACAGGGGCUGCUAAUUUACAUGUACAAGCUCCACCGACAUUCAUCAAACCUCUGUCAAAUUUAACUGGUACUGAAGGUGUCACAGUUCAAUUAAAGUGUGUCCUUAUAGCAUCACCUGAACCUGAUAUUACAUGGUAUAAAGAUGGCAAUGUGAUUAUUGAAGGUGAUAAGUAUGUCGCAGAGUUUGACUCUGAGGGUGUGGCUACACUUACCAUUACUGAUGUACAAGUGUAUGACUAUGGUGAAUAUACGUGUAAAGCGGCAAAUCUGAUUGCUGAGGCAUCCACGUCAGCUAAGUUAAGUGAACUACAAGAACCUGUAUUUCAAUUCCCUGCUGAGGAAGAACAUGUUCUGGAUGUGAAUGACUUCUAUGAUAUCAAACAUCAGCUUGCCAGGGGUCAAUUUUGCAAGGUGCACCUGUGUACCGACAGUAUCAGCCAAUCAGAAUUUGUUGCUAAGUUCAUCAGUUAUGACGAUGUCAAGAAGGAAGAUGCUUGUCGUGAAUUACAAAUUAUGAAAAACUUAUUACAUCCUUCUCUGGUUCAUCAUUACGAGAGUUUUGAAUCAAUGCAUGAAAUGGUCAUCGUCAUGGAAUAUGUUCCAUAUGGUUUAUUGUUUGAGCAAGUCAUCAGUGAAGAUAUGGACUUGUGUGAAAAACAGUGUGCUUUUUAUAUCAAGCAAAUAUGCAGAGCUGUAGAUUAUAUGCAUUACCAGAAGAUAGUACACUUAGAUAUACAGCCUGAAAAUUUAAUAUGUUCAGAGCCCCUGAUUGUGAAGUUGAUAGAUUUUGGGAAUUCCAGAUAUAUUGGAGAUAGUUUCACUGAACUCAAAGUAUCACCACAGUUUAUCUCACCGGAGGUGGCAUCGUGCAAUAACAUUACACCUAAAGCUGAUUUCUGGAGCAUUGGAGUCAUCGCAUAUGCACUUUUAUCCGGAAUUUCGCCAUUCCAGGGCAAAACUGUGAGGGAAACUUUUGAAAAUGUACUUGCUGCAAGAUGGAACUUUGAUGAAGCUUUUGAAGAGUUGUCCACAUCCUGUAAAGAUUUUAUCAGCCAUCUUCUGUGUGCAGAUCCUAGUAAAAGAUCAAAUGGGGCAAAGUGUCUCAGACAUCCUUGGCUGUCUUCAAGAAAUGAGGAAAUAACCAUACAUCUACUGGACAGAGACAGACUGAAACAAUUUGUAGAAAGAAGAUUGAAGGUAGAGUAA
Saccoglossus kowalevskii is the source of this 10635-nucleotide messenger RNA. Its product is annotated as titin. Gene Ontology annotation, biological process: sarcomere organization; intracellular signal transduction; protein phosphorylation. The record is from RefSeq and is a predicted model, not a curated record. Gene Ontology annotation, molecular function: metal ion binding; guanyl-nucleotide exchange factor activity; protein binding. NCBI's taxonomy places the organism in Eukaryota, Metazoa, Hemichordata, Enteropneusta, Harrimaniidae. Gene Ontology annotation, cellular component: M band.